Messenger RNA from Agelaius phoeniceus (red-winged blackbird), 1071 nucleotides. It is a transcript of the gene PPIF, whose product is annotated as peptidylprolyl isomerase F. NCBI's taxonomy places the organism in Eukaryota, Metazoa, Chordata, Aves, Passeriformes, Icteridae. Gene Ontology annotation, biological process: protein peptidyl-prolyl isomerization; protein folding. Gene Ontology annotation, cellular component: cytoplasm. Gene Ontology annotation, molecular function: cyclosporin A binding; peptidyl-prolyl cis-trans isomerase activity. The record is from RefSeq and is a predicted model, not a curated record.
GCAGCGCCCGCUCUGCGCUCUGUCCGCCCGCGGGAUGCUGGCGCUGAGCGCCGCCCGCCGCCUGCUUCGCCCGCCCGGGGACCUGCUGCCGCCGCCGGGGCUCGCCUGCAUGUGGGCGGCCGGUACCCGCGGCUGCAGCGGGGCCGGCGCCGGCUCGCCGAACCCGGUGGUGUACUUGGACGUGGGCGCCGACAAUCAGCCGCUGGGACGCGUCGUGCUGGAGCUGAAAGCUGACGUGGUCCCAAAGACAGCAGAAAACUUCAGAGCUCUUUGUACUGGUGAGAAGGGAUUUGGAUAUAAAGGAUCCACUUUUCACAGAGUGAUUCCUUCAUUUAUGUGCCAGGGUGGUGACUUUACAAAUCAUAAUGGAACUGGUGGAAAAUCCAUUUAUGGCAGUAGAUUUCCAGAUGAAAAUUUCAUACUUAAGCAUGUAGGACCCGGUGUGCUUUCAAUGGCCAAUGCAGGACCCAACACAAAUGGAUCCCAGUUCUUCAUUUGCACUGCAAAAACUGACUGGCUAGAUGGAAAGCAUGUUGUUUUUGGGCAUGUAAAGGAAGGAAUGGAUGUAGUGAAAAAAAUUGAGAGUUUUGGUUCCAAGAGUGGAAAACCCUCCAAAAAGAUUGUCAUUACUGACUGUGGCCAGCUGUCCUGACCUUUUGCCCUACCCUUCAUGACAACUUGGAUGCUGUGAAAAAUGAAUCAUAAAAACACCCAAACAUUUCUUAUCUCAAAAGUAGCACCUAUGGAACCGUGUUUUUUAUUUAGCUUGGUCCAACUUUUAUACUUAUACUGAAUAAUAUUGAUAAAAACCAUAAAAUAGUAACUGAAGCAUGUUGUAAGUGCACCACCAUGGUAGACACACUGGUUUGGUAGAGUCCCCUUGUGUUUUGCAAGAAGUGCUGAAGUCACCAGGGUGUACCUGACUGCAGUGUUGAUACUGUCCUUAGUAUUUGGAUGUUUCAGCUGUUACAAUGGGUGGUGGAGUUGACAGCAGGGGUUCUGCAUUUGGGGGUUAGGUAUAAAUUGAGAUAUGCCAUGUUUCCUUUGGUGCUAAUAAAUUCUUAUUCUGUU